AUGUCCAAGUCCAAGGGAAAAGGGAGGUCCAAGAGAGGCGAGAAGCCCCUGACCUACACGUCAAGCACACAAGCAGAGUACCAAGACAUGAUGUCCACCUUCCCGCUGGAGACCCCAGGAUACACGCCAGACACGUCCGUGGCGGCCGGGUCCUCAUCGGCGGGGACGACGCCGCAGACGGCGUCGUCCCACGACGAGGGCGGCGUCAUAAGAAACCCGGCCAUCGAGUCCUCAGAGUCGAUUGAGCUGUCUGGUCCCAUGGAGGUUGACGGCUCCGUCAAGUCCGGGGGCUCGGUAGCCUUCUACGGUGACUUUUCAGUCCGCGAGAGGAUCGAGGCCUACGGAGACAUCGCCCUCCAGGGCAACAUGACGUGCAAUGACAGAGUAAAGACUAUGGGAAGCAUGAGGGUCACCGGAGAUGCCCUCUUCAGGUCAGUAUGAAUACUACGUGGAUUCUCGCGUGUGCCGAAGCAAGGAAUAUCUGACCAGAACAAAACGACACAAAAUAGGAGCAAAGUUGAAGUGUACGGCACUCUGGAAAUCGUCGGCAACGUCGAGAUAGCCGACACCAUCGAAGUAUGGGGUGCUGUGAGCAUCCAUGGACAUCUAAAAUGCAGGACACUCGUUGCGUAUUCAUCGGUGACAACGGUCGGCGACGAGUCAAGCUACGAGGCUGAGGAAGGGGAAACGAUUUGGGGUGCCAGGAUGAUUAAACGUUAUCAGAUCUAAGACCAAGGUGAGGGACCUGGCAGGAAUACGGCGUUUACUUUUGUCUUUUUGUUUCCAUAGGUUGUUUGUACAGAUCUUGUAGAUUUGCCUAGAGUCAUGCGAAAUAGACAUACAUUGAAGAUUUCCCA
Gaeumannomyces tritici R3-111a-1 is the source of this 857-nucleotide messenger RNA. RefSeq lists its product as hypothetical. Bases 1 to 441 code for a protein of 146 amino acids. Lineage: Eukaryota; Fungi; Ascomycota; Sordariomycetes; Magnaporthales; Magnaporthaceae. The transcript has 3 exons. The record is from RefSeq and is a predicted model, not a curated record.